AUGCUUGACAUUCUAGCGUUCAUUGACGAGAAGGGAGGAGACGCCCAGGCGAUCCGAGAGUCACAAAAAGCUAGAGGCGAUUCGGUGGAAAUCGUGGAUGAGAUCAUUGCUGAGUACAAUGAUUGGACCAAGCUCAGAUUCCAGCUAGACGAGGUGAACAAGAAGCAGAACAAAGUGCAAAAAGAGAUUGGUCUUAAGUUUAAGGCCAAGGAAGAUGCCACAGAACUUCUAGCCCAAAAGGAGACUCUCGUUCAGGAAAAACAGGCCUUGUUCUUGAAAGAGCAGGAGGCAGACAAGAAGUUGCGUUGGAAGGUUAACCAAGUUGGUAACAUUGUUCACAAAUCUGUUGUCAUCUCCAAUGACGAGGAGAACAAUGAGCUUGUUAGAACCUGGGCUCCAGAAGGCUACGAUAUCAGCAAAAUCACCAACAUUGCAACUGCUACCGGAAAGCCAGCUGCCCUUUCACACCACGAAGUUCUGUUGCGUCUGGAUGGUUACGACCCAGAACGUGGUGUUAGAAUCGUCGGCCACAGAGGCUACUUCUUGAGAAACUACGGUGUUUUCUUGAACCAGGCCCUCAUCAACUAUGGAUUGAGUUUUUUGGCAUCCAAGGGUUAUCUUCCUUUGCAAGCACCAGUGAUGAUGAACAAGGAUGUUAUGGCUAAGACUGCCCAACUGUCUCAAUUUGACGAAGAGCUUUACAAGGUCAUUGAUGGUGAUGAUGAAAAGUACCUGAUUGCCACUUCGGAACAGCCAAUCUCAGCCUACCAUGCCGGUGAAUGGUUUGAGAAGCCACAGGAGCAACUGCCUGUUCGUUAUGCCGGUUACUCUUCCUGUUUCCGUAGAGAGGCUGGUUCUCACGGUAAAGAUGCCUGGGGUAUCUUCAGAGUUCACGCUUUUGAAAAGAUCGAGCAAUUCUGCUUGACAGAACCAGAAAAGUCCUGGGAGGAGUUCGACAGAAUGAUCGGUGCCUCUGAGGAUUUCUACAAGUCCUUGGGAUUGCCAUACAGAGUUGUGGGUAUCGUCUCUGGUGAGCUUAACAAUGCUGCUGCCAAGAAAUACGAUUUGGAGGCUUGGUUUCCAUUCCAGAAGGAGUUCAAGGAACUGGUUUCAUGUUCCAACUGUACCGACUACCAAUCCAGAAACCUGGAGAUUAGAUGUGGUAUCAAGGCUUUGAACCAGAAGGAGAAGAAGUACGUCCACUGUUUGAACUCAACUUUGUGUGCAACCGAGAGAGCUUUGUGCUGCAUCUUGGAGAACUACCAGAAUGAAGACGGUUUGGUCAUUCCUGAAGUGUUGAGAAAGUACAUUCCAGGCGAGCCAGAUUUUAUCCCAUUCAUCAAGGAGUUACCCAAGAACUCCACUUCCCAGAAGAGGAAGUGA
Molecule: messenger RNA, 1383 nt
Organism: Kuraishia capsulata CBS 1993
Lineage: Eukaryota; Fungi; Ascomycota; Pichiomycetes; Pichiales; Pichiaceae
Exons: 1
Coding region: 1-1383 (460 amino acids)
Biological process (GO): seryl-tRNA aminoacylation
Cellular component (GO): cytosol
Molecular function (GO): tRNA binding; serine-tRNA ligase activity; ATP binding
Source: RefSeq, a predicted model, not a curated record